This is a messenger RNA of Pollicipes pollicipes, 550 nucleotides long. Its product is annotated as SCY1-like protein 2. Bases 26 to 550 code for a protein of 174 amino acids. The record is from RefSeq and is a predicted model, not a curated record. The transcript has 4 exons. Lineage: Eukaryota; Metazoa; Arthropoda; Thecostraca; Pollicipedomorpha; Pollicipedidae.
CGUCUGGCCUUGCUUGCGGGAGGAGAUGCUGGCGCAGGAGGUGCUGGCGGCCGUGCUGCAGCCCAUCCUCAAUAUCAUCAGCGAAAUCAGUCAGGAGGAGUACGAAACUAUCAUCCUGCCUCGCUUCAGAUGCAUAUUCUCAUGGCCCAAAUCGAUCCAGGCGUCAGUGACGCUGCUGGAGAAUCUUCACGUCAUUCUGGAGAAGACGCCCAAGGACGAGAUCCAAACGGACGUCAUGCCCAUAAUCUAUAAUGCCCUGGAUACCACUACCGCUCAGAUUCAGCGGGCCUGCCUCAUGGCCAUCCCGAACGUGGCCGAGUACAUCGAUGAGGAGUCGGCUCGCAGCUGGUGUUUCCCGAGCCAAGGCAAUCUACGAGAAGAACUCCUCCGACUUGCUGCAGCUGCAGAUUACACCGGCAUCGAGACACCUCGAUCACUCUUCCACCGGCAGAUCAUUAGGGCGGCCAUCACGCCGGCUGUGGUGGGAGCCUGCAAUUUGGAGCAGCAGCUGAAUCACCGGCCAUUGGCAGUAACUGUCAAGCUUUGCUAA